Fraxinus pennsylvanica is the source of this 1554-nucleotide messenger RNA. Lineage: Eukaryota; Viridiplantae; Streptophyta; Magnoliopsida; Lamiales; Oleaceae. The record is from the annotation of a GenBank genome assembly.
AUGCAGCUGAGGAUUUUUUGCGUAAGAUUAUUUUUGUUCUGUUUAUUUAUAAUUGCUCUCCGAUUUGCAUACAUUGUGACCCUCCGAGUGGAAUUAUGUGACCACGGAGACUUUUGUUUCUUUUCGUUGCCGGAAAAUAUCGAUGUUGUUAAGGACAUCGGGAAACUGGUCAAACCCUCCUCGGCGAUUACCUCCACCAAUGGAAUGUCGGCGCCGGCGAUGCCCAAGAAGCUGCCGGAACUCUGGGCCAUCGAGGGUUUCCAGAAGGUCGUUCGUUUCUAUUCCUCGAUAUUCCAAGGUCUGAUUUAUGAGGGCUUCUUGAGCCCAAGUUAUAAGGUCCUUUGCGUCGAAACACAGACGGGUGCUGACGUUUUCGCGUUGAAAGAGAUUGGGGUGGAGGAUUCGAUAGGGAUUUUCAAGAAAGCAUUCAAGCCUCUGGUAAUUUCGGGGCAGGGUUUUAAGCAACCCUUCAAGAAUAGUACUUUUGAUUUUGUGUUUUCCGGUGGUGGUAUGAUUGAGAAGUCUGCGAAGUUGGCAGAUUUUGCCAUUGAAAUUUCCCGGACCCUGAAACACGAAGGGUUUCUCGUGGUCCAUACGGGCACGAAAGAUGAGUACAGUCUCAAUUCAUUUCUUGAUUUGUUUCCCUUUUGUAAAUUGGAAAAAACUAGGGACAUAGAUGGGAUUGAUUCCCAAAUGCCAUUUAUUCGUGAAAUUGUCAUGAAAAAAGUGAGUGGAUAUGGAAAUAUCAAACAGUUUUUUGACUAUGGGAUGGAAAACCUCGGCGUUGAUUUUGUGACUAAAUGCUCAGUUCCGGGGUAUAAACAAGAAUUGAUCCAUAAAGCAGAGCCUCUAAUAGAGGAAGAACCAAAGAAGCCUUGGAUUACUUUUAAGAAGAAUAUAAAGAAUGUAAAGUACUUGCCUUCAAUGGCUGAUAUAAGUUUUAAACAGAGGUAUGUGUAUGUUGAUGUUGGAGCUAGAAGCUAUGGAUCGAGCAUUGUUAGUUGGUUUAAGAAGCAAUAUCCAAAGCAAAACAAGACUUUUGAAAUAUAUGCAAUUGAGGCUGAUAAGACAUUUUAUGAUGACUAUAAGUACAAGAAAGGGGUCACAUUGUUGCCCUACGCAGCAUGGGUGAGGAAUGAGACCCUGUUUUUCGAGAUUAAUAAUCAAGACCCCAGUCAUAAAAAUGUGAAGAAAGGUAGAGGGAUGGGGAGGAUUCAACCAGUUCAGUCUUCAGGCGGUUCUAGUUCUUCUGCGUACGUGGAUGAGAUUCAGGGAUUUGAUUUUGCUGAAUGGUUGAAGAAUUCAGUGUCGGAGAGGGACUAUGUGGUUAUGAAGAUGGAUGUAGAAGGGACUGAAUUUGAUUUGAUUCCCAGGUUGUUUGAAACUGGAGCAAUAUGCUUGAUUGAUGAAAUCUUUCUGGAAUGCCACUACAAUAGGUGGCAGAAAUGUUGCCCGGGGGAGAGAACUGCUAAGUACCAGAGAACAUAUGGGCAAUGCUUGGAUCUGUUUUCUUCUCUAAGAGAUAGCGGAGUUCUAGUGCAUCAAUGGUGGUGA